AGGAGGCGGCACAGACAUAAGCAUGGCGGUGAACAGCACCCUGGUGGAGCAGUUCUUCCAUGCCCCGGAUUGUGUGGGAUGGAAAACCAACAUGGAGCGGGGAAUCUACCACCUGGCCUGCAUUGUAUUCCUGUUGGCGUAUAUGGGUGGCAGCGGCAUCCUUGGCUGCAUCUACAUCUUUGGGCUCAUGGCGGCCGCUUUCCUGUGCUUGGCAAUGUGGGGUGGCCUGUUCGUCUGUGGGUUGGACAUUGUGACCUGGAACAUCAUCCUGAUAGUGCUCUGCUUGGUGCAGAUUGGACACCUGAUUUACCGAUUACACAGGGAGUCCUACGGAGAAGACUAUGACAUUCUGUACCAAACCCUGUACCAGCCCAUGAAGGUUCCGCUGGAUGUCUUCAAGGAGAUCGCUCACUGUAGCGGGAUGGAGGUCCAUUCCUUAAGUGCCGACCAGAGUUACGCUCUAGAGGGAAAGACGCCCAUUGACCGCCUGUCCCUCCUCAUCUCUGGAAGGGUGAAGGUCAGUCUGGACGGGCAGUUCUUACACUACAUCUUCCCCUAUCAGUUCCUGGACUCGCCGGAGUGGGAAUCCCUGCGCCCCUCGGAGGAGGGGACAUUCCAGGUCACGCUGACGGCGGAGACGGACAGCACGUACAUCAGCUGGCCCCGGAAGAAGCUCUACCUUCUCCUGGCCAAAGAGAAGUACAUCGGCCGCCUCUUCUCCGCGCUCCUCGGCUUUGCAUCAUGGGAUUGGUAG
Molecule: messenger RNA, 754 nt
Organism: Nanorana parkeri
Lineage: Eukaryota; Metazoa; Chordata; Amphibia; Anura; Dicroglossidae
Gene: POPDC2
Product: popeye domain containing 2
Exons: 3
Coding region: 23-754 (243 amino acids)
Cellular component (GO): sarcolemma
Molecular function (GO): cAMP binding
Source: RefSeq, a predicted model, not a curated record